Sphenostylis stenocarpa is the source of this 2007-nucleotide messenger RNA. The record is from the annotation of a GenBank genome assembly. NCBI's taxonomy places the organism in Eukaryota, Viridiplantae, Streptophyta, Magnoliopsida, Fabales, Fabaceae.
AUGACAGAGGAAAAAUGUAGAGUUUGUGUCACAGGAGGCACAGGGUUCAUUGGUUCAUGGAUCAUCAAGUCACUCCUUGAAUAUGGAUAUUCUGUUAAUACCACCAUAAGAUCCAAUCCAGGAGGCAAUAGAGAUGUUAGCUUCCUCACAAAUCUACCUGGUGCAUCUGAAAAGCUACAAAUGUUCGAUGCUGAUCUUAGUGACCCAGAAAGUUUUGGUCUUGCAGUAGAAGGGUGUGUUGGGAUUUUUCACACUGCCACCCCGAUUGAUUUUGCAGUGAACGAGCCAGAGGAAGUGGUGACCAAAAGAACCAUUAAUGGUGCACUAGGCAUACUGAGAGCAGCUGUGAAAUCAAAGACAGUGAAAAGGGUUGUCUACACUUCUAGUGCCUCCACUGUUUCCUUCUCUGGCCCAGAGCGGCAAGAUGUAGUGGAUGAGAGUGCUUGGAGUGAUGUGGAUUUGCUUAGGAGUGUGAAGCCAUUUGGUUGGUCAUAUGCAGUUUCAAAAGUUUUGACAGAGAAGGCAGUGCUUGAAUUUGGAGAACAAAAUGGAUUGGAUGUUGUGAGUCUUGUUCCUCCCUUUGUUGUUGGACCUUUCAUUUGUCCCAAGCUUCCUGACUCUGUUGAAAGAGCACUGGUGUUGGUGUUUGGUAAAAAGGAAGAUAUUGGUGUGACUAGAUUCCAUAUGUUACAUGUGGAUGAUUUGGCUAGAGCACAUAUCUUCCUGCUAGAGCAUCCCAAUCCCAAAGGGAGAUAUAAUGUUUCACCAUUCGUUGUACCAAUUGAAGAGAUUUCUGAACUUCUUUCAGCCAAAUACCCUGAAUAUAAAAUACCAUCAGUAGAUGAGUUGAAGGAAAUUAAAGGUGCCAAGUUUCCACAUUUAAUCUCCAAGAAACUAGUGGAUGCUGGUUUUGAGUUCAAGUAUAGUGUGGAGGACAUGUUUGAGGAUGCAGUUGAAUGCUGCAAGCAAAAGGUCGUACCCGCCCGCGUGUUUCCUCGUCCGAGGGCAUUGAUGAUUCUGCUGGUUCCGCCACUGGCAGCUGUUGUCGUGUUCCGCUUCUGGGAUCACCGCCAAUUGCGUAAAGGAACAACAUCUGGAACUUCCAUGGCUUGGAACGUGUUUAAGUUCUGCACUUCCCUGAAAGGAUUAGGCUCGAUCAUGAUAUUAAUGGUUCUUGGGGUUGUGGGUGUUACCUAUUACGCCGUUGUGUUGACUAAUUUUGGACCUGCAUUGUAUCUUGGUGGCCUUGAUACUCCUAUCUCCUUCGUGGGGUUAAUCCUUUUUCAUUGUUUGUUGGUUAUGGUAUUGUGGAGUUACUUUACAGUUGUGUUUACGGAUCCGGGGAGUGUACCUCCUAACUGGAAACCUGCUGUUGAUGAGGAGAGGGGAGAGGUUGAUCCAUUAAACGGGGUAGAAUUAAGUAACAUGCGGUCUGAUUCUUCGAAUGUAGGGAUCAGACACUGUCGGAAGUGCAGUCAACCCAAGCCAGCUCGAUGUCAUCAUUGUUCUGUUUGUGGUCGUUGUGUGCUGAAGAUGGACCACCAUUGUGUCUGGGUAGUUAACUGUAUUGGAGCAUUAAAUUACAAGUAUUUUCUCCUUUUCUUGUUCUACACUUUCCUUGAGACCACUCUUGUGACUGUAUCAUUAUUGCCACAUUUCAAAACAUUCUUUACUGAUGGAGAAAUUACUGGAACACCUGGCAAUCUUGUUGCAACGUUUCUUACUUUCGUUUUGAAUCUAGCCUUUUCCUUGAGUGUCUUGGGAUUUCUUGCCAUACACGUGUCAUUGGUAGUAACUAAUACCACCACUAUUGAGGCAUAUGAGAAGAAAACUUCACCAAAAUGGCGUUAUGACCUUGGUCUGAAGAAGAAUUUUGAACAGGUGUUUGGGAUGGACAAAAGAUAUUGGUUCAUCCCUGUUUAUUCAGAAGAAGAUAUAAGAAGAAUGCCUGUACUUCAAGGCCUUGAGUAUCCAUCAACACCAGACUUCCUCAUCCAAGAUUGCUGA